AUGCCUCUAACCCAAACAUAUCCUCACCUUUCUAUUGUUUACUUCAAUGGUGCAAAGCCGCCACUUCAAUUUAGGUUCUCCGAGGACACGCUAUUCACCGAGUCGAGUACCGCACUCAAUUCUCUCCUGCAAUAUCCAGAAAAUCAGAAGCUAGUCAAGCUCGAGUAUCGUUCACCAUCGCUCGACACUGAAGGAAAUGUGCAGUUCACCCAAUUUGCAUUGAUGACGGAUGUUGAUUUAAAGGUUAUGUGGAGUACUUUUCGCCAAUACUCCACUAAAUGUCCGAUUGAAGUCGAUGCAAAGUUUCAAAGAUCUCGGAAAGAUAUCAUUAAAAUGUUGCAACGUCCUUAG
Molecule: messenger RNA, 351 nt
Organism: Vicia villosa (hairy vetch)
Lineage: Eukaryota; Viridiplantae; Streptophyta; Magnoliopsida; Fabales; Fabaceae
Exons: 1
Coding region: 1-351 (116 amino acids)
Source: RefSeq, a predicted model, not a curated record